Messenger RNA from Caenorhabditis remanei, 888 nucleotides. RefSeq lists its product as uncharacterized. Lineage: Eukaryota; Metazoa; Nematoda; Chromadorea; Rhabditida; Rhabditidae. The record is from RefSeq and is a predicted model, not a curated record. The coding region runs from base 1 to 888 and encodes 295 amino acids. Gene Ontology annotation, molecular function: channel activity. The transcript has 5 exons. Gene Ontology annotation, cellular component: cytoplasm.
AUGGAUUUCCUCGGCGAGAGUUUACGCCCACUUUACGUAUGCAUCGUCUAUACAGUCUUCGUUUUCGGCGUCGCUGAAGUCUCCAGACGAAUUCUGGAUUUGUUGCUGAAAAACGAGGAGACGAUCAUGUUCAAGCUCAAAUGCAACGAGUUCAUCAGCACGAUUUCGAUGUGUGCGUGUCAUUUCUCCGAAGCGGUUCUCUUCAAAAACUACGGCUACAUUGCAAUGUUCAUCGCCAUCAUAAUCGACAUGACAGUCUGCCGACACCUGAAUCGUGGAGCCGCCGAGAAUCCGAUGCUUCUUUUGGAAGAGGCACUCUACAAAACGAUGCGCGAAACUGAUUUCACAUCUGUCGUCCUCACACAGUAUAUGGGCGCCGCUUGUGCUAUGGCUUAUGGUGUUUUUAUGUGGCGAUUCGCUUUCUAUAGCACUGGAACUGUUAUCGAGACGGCGGGAUGUUUAUACCUCUAUAAGCUGCCGCCUCCGCUCGUCGCUCUCUGUGAGUUCUUCAGCUGCUUCUUCCUUCGAUUGAUUCUGGGACUUUUCGCUGCUCCACAACGUCAAAAGUAUAUUCCAGUCGUAUUUGCGGUCUUCUUUGUCGCUGGUCAAUACAUUAUCGGAGUGCCUGGAGCCCACCCAAUGUUCGGCGCCUCUCGUUUCACAAGUUGUGCAUUUGUCCAACCUGACUCUUUCACGAUUUACUGUGUGAACUAUCUGUUCGCCACGUACGCUGGUUGGAUGGCCGCCUCGCUGCUUUGCACAACGCCGUUGAGAUCAAUGUGGAGACUGAAGCUCGAGCGUGAGACUGCUGAAAAGGAGGAAGCCGAACGACUCGCCGCUGCAGCUAGUAGAAACCGUGGCAGAAGAAAUAAUAGGAGAAAUUAUUAA